GCUUUCACCAAUAGAGCCAGAGAGAGAGAGCGAACAGCUUUAAGCUUUGCAUCUGGAGAGAGCAAAAGAACAGGAAGACGAAACGGAAAGGAAAGUGGAAGGAAGGAACGAUCUCUUGCGGUAGAAGGAUAGCGCUGCCAUAGAGAGCGAGAGCGAGAGAGAGAGUGGAUGAGAGGAGGACAUUUCUGCAUGACGCACAUGGUUCCAGUAAUUGUAAUGUAAUGAGAUACGACGUCCAGGAGCUGCUACUUCAUCAGUCUGCUGAGGAUCCAUUCGCCAGGUUCGCAAAUGGGAUGGCAUAUCAUCCAUUUCUGCAGCUAACGCAAAGACCCACUGACUUCAGCGUAUCCUCGCUGUUGACGGCGGGUAGCAACAACAACAACAGCAACAACAACUCGAACAACAGCAACAACCCGAACAACAAUAACAACAACAGCAUUGUUGCAGCAGCGGCGGCAGCAGCAGCAGCAGCGGCAGCAGCACAUCUCAGCAGCAACUCCCCCGGUGGGGCAGGUGGUGCAGGUGCGUCUGCAGGUGGUGGUGCUGCCAGUUAUCACGGCAGCUCCCCAUCCCAGCUUUCGCCGCAGAGCAACCACAGCAACAACAACAACAACAACAACAAUAAUCAUAGCCAGCAGAACAAUAACAACAGCAGCCACAGCAAGGGACACUUGACCACCGAAGAGCCACGAUCCCCAACGUCAACAUCCACGCCACCACCGCAACAGCAACAACAGCAGCAGCAGCAGCAGCCGCCGCAUCCACAUCCACACCCACACCAUCCGCCACCAUCCUCAGUGACUGUGCCACAUCCCGCCCAUCAUUCACCCAGUGUGGGCGCCACGGGAGCCAAUCCCCAUCCAGGGCCAGCGGCAGGAGCAGCGCCGGCCUCGGGCCACCAUCAUCCGCCGCCGCAACAGCAGCAUCUGGCACCGCAACAGCAACAGCAGCCGCCACCACCGCCGCCGUACUUUCCCGCCGCCGCUUUGGCCGCUCUGGCCGGUAGCCCAGCCGGACCACAUCCAGGGCUGUAUCCCACUGGCGGGCUGCGCUUUCCGCCGCAUCCCGCCCACCCGCACGCCCACCAUCCGCUGGGCACCGCCUAUACGACGGCCGAGGACGUGGUCCUGGCAUCGGCCGUGGCCCAUCAGCUCCAUCCGGCCAUGCGACCGCUGCGCGCCCUCCAGCCCGAGGACGAUGGCGUCGUCGAUGAUCCCAAGGUGACGCUCGAGGGGAAAGAUCUGUGGGAGAAGUUCCACAAGCUGGGCACGGAGAUGGUCAUCACGAAGAGCGGAAGACAAAUGUUCCCGCAAAUGAAAUUUCGUGUUUCGGGACUGGAUGCCAAGGCUAAAUACAUCUUGCUACUGGACAUCGUUGCGGCGGACGAUUAUCGUUAUAAAUUUCAUAAUAGUCGCUGGAUGGUGGCCGGCAAGGCGGAUCCGGAGAUGCCAAAGCGCAUGUAUAUCCAUCCAGAUUCGCCCACAACGGGUGAGCAAUGGAUGCAGAAAGUUGUUUCCUUUCACAAAUUAAAAUUGACCAACAAUAUUAGUGAUAAACAUGGAUUUGUAAGUACUACCAUACUGAACUCGAUGCACAAGUAUCAGCCGCGUUUCCACCUGGUGCGCGCCAACGACAUUCUGAAGCUGCCGUACUCCACAUUUCGCACGUACGUGUUCAAGGAGACCGAGUUCAUAGCCGUAACUGCAUAUCAAAACGAGAAGAUAACUCAACUGAAAAUCGACAACAAUCCCUUUGCGAAGGGCUUUCGUGAUACUGGCGCUGGCAAAAGGGAAAAGAAUUGUUACAGGCAGGCGCUGAUGUCCAAUCGAGGGUCCGACUCGGACAAGCUCAAUCCGACGCACGUGAGCAGCUCGCGGGCGCCGCUGCAUUUGGGGCACGCCGGACGACCGCCGCACAUGCACCCGCAUGCGGCGGCACUCCUGGACCAGCAGGACGACGAUGACAAGCUGCUGGAUGUGGUGGGGCCGCCACAGAGUCCGCUGCUGCCCCUCAGCCACUCGCUGCAGCAGAUGCACGCGCACCAGCACUCGGCUCUGGCCGCUUGGUUCAAUCAUUUGGCGGGUGCCGGAGCCGGGGAGCAUGCGGCGGCGGCUGCGGCCAAUGCCAAUGCGGAGGACGCACUGCGGCGACGGCUGCAGGCGGACGCGGACGUGGAGCGUGACGGCAGCGACUCGAGCUGCUCGGAGAGCGUCGGCGGCAGCACCGGCGGUGCCUUUCGACCCACCUCCACGGGCAGCCCCAAGGAGGGUGUGGGCGCCACAGCGGCGGCGGCCGCUGCAGCGGCUGGCCUCAAUCCCGGCGGCAGCUACCCCUCGCCGAACAUCUCGGUGGGCCCACCGAUCCACCCGUCGCCGCAUCUGUUGCCUUACCUCUAUCCGCACGGCCUCUAUCCGCCGCACCACCUGGGGCUGCUGCACAACCCGGCCGCGGCCGCCGCCAUGAGCCCCGCCGGCCUCAAUCCCGGUCUGCUGUUCAACGCCCAGCUGGCCCUGGCCGCCCAGCACCCGGCCCUGUUCGGGCACGCCUACGCGGCGGCCGGCCACACGCCCGUCUCCCCGCUGCAGGGCCUCAAGAGCCACCGCUUCUCGCCGUACAGUCUGCCGGGCAGCCUGGGGUCCGCCUUUGACGCCGUCACCCCGGGCUCGAAUGCAAAUCGCAGUGGCGGCGGCGGCGCCGAUGGACCUCCGCCCGGCGUGCUGGGCGCCGGCGGAUCCGGCGGAGGCGUGGAGAACGGACCCCGCAGCCUCAGCUCUAGCCCUCGGCCGCGGGCCUCCUCCCACUCGCCGCCCACUCGCCCCAUAUCAAUGUCGCCCACCACGCCGCCCUCCCUGCUGAAGCGCCAGGCCCAGCAGCAGCAGCAGCAGCAGCAGCAGUCGCAGUCCCAGCACUCCCCCUCGGAGCUGAAGAGCAUGGAGAAGAUGGUCAAUGGGCUGGAGGUGCAGCACAAUGGUAGUGCCGCAGCUGCGGCGGCGGCUGCAGCGGCCGCGGCCCUGCAACUGGCCGAGGAGACAGCCCAGCUGCACCACCACACGCAGGCCCACCACCAGCAUCCGCACGCUCACUCGCACUCGCAUCCGCAUUCGCAUCCGCACUCGCAUCCGCACCAGCAGCCGGGACACCAUGGGGCGGAGGCGGCGGCCGCCACGGAUCAGUGACAAUUACUGGACGGCCGCUCCGAUUGCGAGGAGGACGGCCUGGAGCUGGAGCUCGAGAUGGAGGACGAUGAUGAGGACGAGCACGACCGCAGCUCGGUGAUCGAUCUCGAUGUCGAUGUCUGACCGCAGACGGAUCCGUUGCAACGCCUUUAGCCUGCGCCCCAACUCAGCUGGGGCCGCAAUGCCCCCAGUCCGCUCCCAGCCUGGUCCUCGUCCUGGUCCUGGUCCUCGCCCGUGGCGGUCGUCUAGUGACCCUCCCCCUGCAGAUGCACCCCACUGUUGUAUAUAGAGUAACAGAGCGACCUCCCCCCCACCCCCGCUCCACCACCAGCAGAAUUUUAGCAUGUAGGCAUUUGUAGCAUAUAGCGGGAACACCACCCCCCCUCCACCAUCCCAACCCACCCUCCAUGGAUGAGACUUCGCUCUGGAUUUCGAACUCACAGAGAAAGUAACUUUUUUUUUGUCUCGUUUCUAAGCAACGUGUAGCCCGUAGAACACCUCUGGUGGGUCCCAAUGCGGAGCGAAGGGAGAGAGAGGAGGAUGGUCAAUGGCGGGGGAGGAGAGGAGGAGGGUGACGAUCUUGGUUCAGUGGGUAUGCUGCAGGCAUGGUAUGACCCCGCGAUAAGAAACAGAGAAGAGAAGAGAAGAGAAAAGAAG
Molecule: messenger RNA, 3833 nt
Organism: Drosophila subobscura
Lineage: Eukaryota; Metazoa; Arthropoda; Insecta; Diptera; Drosophilidae
Gene: bi
Product: optomotor-blind protein
Exons: 7
Coding region: 222-3176 (984 amino acids)
Biological process (GO): cell fate specification; positive regulation of DNA-templated transcription; regulation of transcription by RNA polymerase II
Cellular component (GO): nucleus
Molecular function (GO): RNA polymerase II cis-regulatory region sequence-specific DNA binding; DNA-binding transcription factor activity, RNA polymerase II-specific
Source: RefSeq, a predicted model, not a curated record